Messenger RNA from Syzygium oleosum, 1161 nucleotides. RefSeq lists its product as uncharacterized. Gene Ontology annotation, molecular function: RNA endonuclease activity; sequence-specific DNA binding; RNA binding. The coding region runs from base 38 to 877 and encodes 279 amino acids. The record is from RefSeq and is a predicted model, not a curated record. The transcript is spliced from 8 exons. Gene Ontology annotation, cellular component: nucleus; cytoplasm. Lineage: Eukaryota; Viridiplantae; Streptophyta; Magnoliopsida; Myrtales; Myrtaceae.
GAAAAUUAACUGACGUGUGGGGGCAAGAAGGGGGCAGAUGUCUGCUGCGAUCCAGAGGAUACUUGUGAUGGCCUCCAAGCCCCAGCGCCUCCGUCAAUGGGCAGAUUUCCAGAGCUCAGCUAAGAAGGCCAGGACGAUGACGUCUCAACCUUCUCUCAAGGACGACUUCUCCGCCUACGCCGAUUACCUCAACAAUCUCAAUGAGAAACGCGAAAGGGUAGUAAAAGCGAGUCGAGACAUAACCAUGAACAGCAAGAAGGUUAUUUUUCAGGUGCACAGAAUCAGUAAAAACAACAGAGAGGAAGUCUUGGAGAAGGCACACAAGGAUUUAGCAGCUGUUAUGGAUCAGUACAUUGCUAGACUUGUAAAAGAAUUGCGAGGCAGUGACUUUUGGAAACUACGACGGGCAUACUCUCCAGGGAUACAGGAGUAUGUUGAGGCUGCUACUCUCUGUAGAUUUUGUAAAUCUGGGACCCUUUUAAAUCUCGAGGAGAUGAAUGCUUCUUUAUCAUCGCUGAGCAACCCAUCUCAUGAACCUUUGCAGAUUAAUAUCCUCGAUUACAUUCUCGGGCUUGCAGAUUUGACAGGAGAGCUUAUGAGGUUGGCUAUUGGUCGAAUUUCAGAUGGUGAACUUGAAUAUGCUAAAGAGAUAUGUACAUUUGUGCGUGAAAUACACCGUGAGCUGACCCUUUUAGUGCCACACAUGGACGAACCUCUUGAUAUGAAGACGAAGAUGGAGACAAUGCUUCAAAGUGUGAUAAAAAUUGAGAAUGCUUGCUUUAGUGUCCACGUGAGAGGAUCAGAAUAUAUCCCGCUGCUCGGAUCUGAUGACCCAAGUUACUCUUUGAUGGGGCUUGGCGAGGGAAUUGAUCUAUAAAGCGGUUCUGAGGCCGAGACGUUUCGAGUUGCUUCUAGGCAAAGGUCUCGGUGCCCGAAAAACAGGAAGCUUCUGCAACAACAACUCAAGUGAAAGGAGCUCUGCCAUGUAUCCCGUCAAAAGCCUCCUGUCUGGAUCCUGUUUUUACUCGUGGCAAAUGGUGAACUGUAUACUGUAACUGAGGUUAUGGGUCAAAGGAGAUUUUGACAUGGGAUGGUUUGAUUUUAAAGUUGCACGAGCUUUCUUGACAACAUAAAAGGACUCUUGCCCCCCUCCUUUCGAAA